CUGAAAUCCCGCCAGGUCUCGCGAGGAUACAGCUGCAGAGCGAAACAUGAGCAGCAGGCUCUGGAACAAUGAAGCCUCCGACACGUAAACGCGCGACCCCUCGCCGCUAUGACGCCCCCACCGCGGCUCCUGCGCCGAACCUCCGUCUGGUGUGGACGACCAGGGAAAAAAAAGAGCUUCUGCAGGGGCUGAGGACCCAGAUGAGUGAAAAAACCCCAGUGGUGACCGUCCAGGGGCGCAGCGAUGCGGAGGUGUCUUCUUACUUUGCAUGGCUUCGUGGACGAGCCGCUCGUGAGGCGAUGCAGAUGGAAUACGGAAGGUUGGUUCGUCAGAAGAAAAUCCACGAGAAUCAGGAUCCAGCGGCCAUUGAGCUGUGGACGGAUCUGGCGAGCAGGAUCUGCAGCGCUACUGAAGACGCCAUGACCGCUGCUUUUUCGCAGGUGCUGACGAUAGCGUCAACAGAACCCGUGACCCUUCGUCACUCAAUUCCCUGCAAAGAACCUCCAGCGAUACCUGGCCAGACAUCAUCCCCUUGUGAAAAAAGCCCUCAGCACAAAGGAUCUUCAGAGGAGGGGCUUAGCUCUGCGGGGGAGGAGCCAACUGCAGCUAAUGGUGGUGAUGGCUGGAACAGUUUGGACUUUGAGAAAAUCUACAAAUAUCUUUCAAAAACUGUGAGGGGAGAGGCGCUUCCAAAGCUGUCUGAUUUUGAGUCUGCGGUCAUCCUUCGUCUCCUCCGCUGUAUCCCGGACCAGUUCCAGCACCUGGACGCUCCGCACAUCGGCCCCUACCUGUACGACACUUACACUUUCCUGACCACGGAGCUGGAAUCCGGGCACACCGAGAGGGAGGAGUCGCAAAGCGUAUCUCAGACGCCAAACUGGAAGGAGCUGGGGUUCUGCCCGCUUAACCCCUUCAUGAUUCCUCUGGAAAUGUUGAGGCAUAAAGAAGAGCGAGUAACGCCUCCGUGAUGUCUGUGUGUCUCCGUGUCGAGCUCCGUACUGCCCCCGUAGGUGGCACAGGGGCAUGCUGGGAGCUGUGGUUGGGUAUUUAUGACGCUCCUCUGGUCGGGCAGCGGUCCGUACGUGUGUACAUUUUUUUUAUUAUUUCUCUAUGGACCAUAUAAAAAUUUAUUUACAAUAAAAAUAAAUAGUUUUUGUGGUGUUUUUAGA
Molecule: messenger RNA, 1169 nt
Organism: Bufo bufo (common toad)
Lineage: Eukaryota; Metazoa; Chordata; Amphibia; Anura; Bufonidae
Gene: SNAPC2
Product: small nuclear RNA activating complex polypeptide 2
Exons: 6
Coding region: 69-968 (299 amino acids)
Biological process (GO): snRNA transcription
Cellular component (GO): nuclear body
Molecular function (GO): RNA polymerase II general transcription initiation factor activity
Source: RefSeq, a predicted model, not a curated record